This is a messenger RNA of Cervus elaphus (red deer), 556 nucleotides long. RefSeq names its product odorant-binding protein-like. NCBI's taxonomy places the organism in Eukaryota, Metazoa, Chordata, Mammalia, Artiodactyla, Cervidae. The transcript is spliced from 6 exons. The record is from RefSeq and is a predicted model, not a curated record. Gene Ontology annotation, molecular function: odorant binding; small molecule binding. The coding region runs from base 1 to 516 and encodes 171 amino acids.
AUGAAGGUCCUGUUUCUGACUUUGGUCCUUGGUCUGGUCUGUUCUUGCCAGGAGAGUCCAGCUGGGCCACACCACUCACAGCUUUCAGGAGAAUGGAAAACCCAUUACAUCGCCUCCAAUAACCCAGAGAAGACCAGUGAGAAUGGGCCAUUCAAUGUUUAUCUUCGCAGCAUCAACUUUAAUGACAAAGGGGACUCCCUUGUCUUCCACUUCUUUCUCAAGCACAACGGGGAAUGCAUAGAGUCGUCUGUUACUGGAACACAGAUAGGAAACAACGUUUACACGGCUGACUAUUCGGGAGUCAAUCGAUUCUCCUUUAUUCUGGUGUCCGACGAUGGUCUGAUAGUGAUUUCUGAAAAUGAGGAUGAAGCAGGCAAGACAUCCAGACUCAUCGGGCUCUUGGGCAAAGAAGAUAAUGUCGACGAUCACGACCUGGAGAGAUUCAAGGAGGAGAUUAGAAAAUUUGGGAUUCCAGAGGAAAAUAUUGUGGAUUUCACCAAGGGUGAUGACUGUUAGACCCAGUGAAAAAAGAGUGAUGUCAACUCCACCUAAUUGU